CUUCCUCGCAGGGGCCUUAUUCUGAAAAGCUGAUUUUACCCAAACUCUUUUCUUGGAGGAACCCUCCAUGCUAGAGCCGUAUCAUGUCCAAUUCAUCAUCCAACAACCACUAACACUUCAAAGCCUGGAGCUGCUCUUUCUGCUGCCUUAUAGUGACAGAGGAGUCUUUUUAAAACCAAGUUCCCUGACCCCCUUUUAUUCCCCCCAUUGUAGUCAUGUACCAAGUGUUUUGCUGUGAUGGAUUUCAGAUGGGCAUGUGUAAGGCUUAAUCAGCAGAACCUAGUCUAGCCUAAGAAGUUGCCCAGAAACUCCAGCAGCACAAGAUGACAGAUGAGCCAAUUAAAGAGGUUCUAGGUGCUCCCAAGCACCCCGAACCUGUAAUGAUGGAGAAGAGCAAUAACAAUGACUGUGUGGUAACCACUGUCCCUUUGGUCAGCGAGUGCCAGUUGACUGCAGCAACUGGAGGAGCGGAGCUGUCCUGUUAUCGUUGCACCGUCCCCUUUGGCGUGGUCAUUCUUAUAGCUGGAGUGGUGGUCACCGCCGUGGCAUACAGCUUCAACUCCCACGGCUCAGUCAUCUCCGUGUUUGGACUGGUUCUCUUGUCAUCUGGACUCCUCUUGCUGGCUUUGAGUGCUGUGUGCUGGAAAAUCAGGCAACGACACAAGAAAGCCAAAAGACGGGAGAGUCAGACAGCGCUUGUGGCAAAUCAAAGAAGCUUGUUUGGUUAGAGGCUACCAGGAAAACCUCAACCAGAAGAGAGCUCCCUUGUAAAUCGAUUUGACUAUUUAUCGAUAAGUUAGACUGCACACGUUUUUUGGAAUAUAAAUGGGUUGGAUUGAGAGACUCUUGCAGCCUCUUUGGAAUUGUUAGUACCUGUCUUAUCACAGACUUACAGAAAAUGGUAUUUCUUCCAGGACAGAGAGUGAAAAAUGGUGGAUUUUCUUUUCCUUCACAGAAAACAAAUUUGUCAUAACUGCAGUCGGUUAAUUAGUCAACAUUUGGAUACCAUUGGAAAGGGAGCCCUGUGAACAAUCAAGAAAAUAACUUCACCUGACCUGGUGUGCCAGAAACCCGCUUAAAAAUAAUACACACUGUGAGGUCUGACCAAGGGAAGAGUUGUAGCAUUUGAAGAGAUGAGACAAAAAAAAAAAAAAAAAAAAAAAAAAAAAAAAAAAAAAAAAAAGAAAGAAAAAGAAAGAGCAUGCGGCUAAGUCGCCUUUGACUUAUGUUGUUCAGUGGAAAAACAAAGGAAAAAAA
Molecule: messenger RNA, 1257 nt
Organism: Pelodiscus sinensis (Chinese soft-shelled turtle)
Lineage: Eukaryota; Metazoa; Chordata; Testudines; Trionychidae
Gene: TMEM100
Product: transmembrane protein 100
Biological process (GO): cellular response to BMP stimulus
Cellular component (GO): plasma membrane
Source: RefSeq, a predicted model, not a curated record